UCGCGCGCGCCAUACCGGCAAGUCGCGCGCAAUGCCGCCGCGGCUCUAGCAACACCUCGACGCAUAAACGCAAACAAACAAAGGAACGAAAGCAAACGUGCUAAAAUACGAGUGAGCGAUAUUCGACAGUCAUGCCGACUGCCAUUAUCAGCGGAUGCUGGUAUUUUUUGUGCUGUUACACGAUCACUGCUGUCAUCGCAUUAAGAGCCAAGGAGAUCGGCGAGGGCAGGCCCUCAUCGUGUAAUAUGGUGUUCAAUAGCGACACAACAAAGUCUGGUCUGGUCACGUCACCUGGUUACCCGAACGCGUAUCCAGCAAGGACAACGUGUACAUAUGAUUUCCAAGGACGCGGUAAGGAGAGAAUUCAGAUAAUCUUUCAAGACUUCGAUGUCUAUCGAUCUCCUGAUGCCCUGAAAGAAUGCGAGUCGACGGAUUCACUGGUGGCUUACGUGCAGAUAGAUGGAAAAAUGGAAAAGAUCGACUCGUUUUGCGGCGAGUCACCACCAAGGCCAAUCAUGAGUAAUGGACCAAGAUUAUUCCUAGAAUUCCGUGGGCUUACCUCGUCGAGACAUGCUCGCGGUUUCAAGGCCGUGUACUCGUUCACGGAAAAUUUUGGAAUAACAACUGGUCGUCAGGAGUCGUCGUAUCCGUGCGCCUUCGUGUUCAACAGCAACGAGACGCUCAACGGUACGUUCACGUCGCCUAAUUAUCCAGGCUUCUAUCCACGUGACACAGAGUGUCAUUAUUUCUUUAACGGCCAGUCGAAGGAGCGCGUUCAUCUUCAUUUUUACUACUUCGAUGUAGAAGGCGUUUUACCGUGUGAUGCAGUAUCAGCAAGUGACUAUGUGGACUUUUCGAACUAUCUGUCGCGAGACCGCAAAUACUCGCGGCACUGUGGCCAGCUGACGGAGUUCGACGUCGAGUCGGACCGCUCGUUCUUUCGUGUGACAUUCAAAAGCAACGAUCGACUCGACGGCACGGGUUUCAACGCCAGUUACAUCUUUGUCAGCGAGGAAGACAGCUACACCGUCAGAACACCUCUUAGCACUGCUACUACCAUCAACUUCACAGACUGUUGCUGCUGUUACUUGCUAUUGCUACUGGCAUUGCUGAUACUAACACGACCCUAGAGGAAUGGAGGUGAUGGAGGAGGAAGGAUAUCCCCGAGAACGCUGAGCCUGUAUACAUACGUAUAAAUAGUGUAUCGAGAGAGGAAGGGGCAGGAACUGCUGCGGUUUAUUUGCUUUUCGUUCGAUAGGCUUGCUUCAAGACAAGUCUUCGUUACAGGUAGUCUCUGUAUGUACGUCUCAAGGAUAAAUGUUGCGUUUGAAUCUAUUGUUAUAGUGUGGAAUAUUUUUAAUUUAUUUUCUUUUUUUUUUCGUUGACUAAUUGGUUGUGACCUGUGAUUUUGUCAUUAUGCACGCCGGUUGUUUACUAAUACUACGAGCAAUGUUGAAUAUUUGAUCAAGCUGCGACGAAUAAGCUACGAUUGUUAACGCGAGGUUGCGUUUUUCAUUUCGCGCAUCAUUGCUACUUGACAAUUUUACGAAAUGAAAAUUUUGUCAUUGAUUAUUAGAAGAAUAUUUGCGAUCGGGCUUAUUAUAAGAACAUUUCGUUAAAAAUAGAUACGCGAAUGAGCUUUGAUUUGAAAUGACUCGGGGAAAAUGUUAGGAAAAAUGUUAAAGUUGAAAAAAAGAGGAGAAAAAUUGGAAUAUAAAGUCAGUCGCGAUGGAAGUGUGAACCACUACUGUUUAUAUAGAAAUGAGUGUUAUAAAAAAGACAAAUAGAAUGAGCGUGUAGAUAAAUAAUAAUUCAAUCUCAUUCCACUGAUAUAUUUUCUUAUAUGAAAAUAACGCAAUUGAAUUUUUUGCGGCGGCAAACACCAUAGAAAAUCGUAUCCUACAAAGAGCGGAUUAAGAAAAAGAAAAGUAUGUAUCCAUUAGUUGAGCAGUAUCUCAUUUAUCGACACAUUAGAAAAAAUAAAACAACUGUGUUAUUUAGUGUUAGUAUAACUACAAGCAUCACUUUUUGAUAGGGUGGGAAACUUUUAUCAAAUCAAUAAUUGCACAACUUUAUUCAGGUUCUGAAAAUAUUUACAUUUUAAUGCAAAUUUACAAAGCAAUCGUUUUUCUGCAAAAGAUUUUUAAUGUAUUUAUGGCAACUCGUCAUCCCCUGUAAAAAUCCAUAAUGUAAAAAUAAAUUUUUAAAUAUAUGAUCAUUUGUAACCCUAUAUUUUAUUCUCAUGACACUGUUACCGUCAGCAGUCUCAUAUAUAUAUGUGUGUUCAAAAGAAAAAAUGAUAAAAUAUCGGUCUGUAACAGAUGUCAUGCACAUUAAAAAAAACUCAAACUGCAGAUUUUAAACCUCGAGCCUAAUGUAAAAUUAUUUACUGAUAUCCGCGUAAAAGAAAAUUGAAUAUAGAAAAAGCAUCUUUGCAGAUUGAGCUUCCCACAUCAAUUUCGAACUUUUUACAUUCUCUUUUUCUAUAUCACAGCUAUAAACCUAUCUAUUCACGGGAAGGGAGAAAAAAGCUCCUUUUAGCGAAACCCGACAGCGCUAAUAACGAUACGGAUUCUUCGAGAAGCAAUCGCACCUACGCUAUUUGCAUGUGCGCGAGCUGCACACAAAGUUCUGUCGCUGUGAGAAAAGUCGACAUCGCGCGGAAAGAAAUCAAUCAAUCUUUCUGCACACACGUAUAUACGACGCAGCUAUGCUACCUACGUAUUUACUGGGGGGCGAGAGGGGGGGGGGGGCGCUGAAUUGAGAGCUUCGCACACCCUUUGAAAGACAGCUCGUAUACUUAUAUUGCGCAACUUCUUUCUAGAAAAUAUGAGUUUCUUCGUUGUUACUUAUGCUGAUGAGACUGUUGCUUUUAUAAUACAAACGUUAGUUAUUUUUAUGAAAAUUUUUAACUUAUACCGAAAUAAAGCCUUGUCAGAAAAACAUCAUCACUCAUUAUCUUCUGAUGCACCAGAUACAUACGUUUCAUAUAGUUAAUGUGAAAUAGAGCGAAACUUUGUACACUAUGACUUUUCGUUUUCAUACAUUAAUUAGUAUAUCAAAUAAAACUGAUUCCCUAAUAUUAGGAUAACCGUUAGGUAUUUUAGCAAUGCAAGGAUGAAUUGAUAAAUACCAAUUUAAAUCGAGGUUCAAGUGGAUUUUAUUUGAAUAAUGUAAGCUACCCUAAAUAAGUGCUUAUUUUAUAAGAGAUAGUUUUUUGAUUCUUUACAAUACAUUUUAGUACUGAUAAAAGAAGGUAUCAAACUGUAAAAACCUGAUACUUUUAUACAUAAUAAUAUUUGAGUAUUAAACUUUCCGAAUAAUUAGUAAGAUAUCAAUAUUAACAAAUUUAAACUAAACUAUUUUGAAUGAAAAUGAUAUUUUUGAAAACUGUACACCAAUUAUGUACAUAUAAUUAUCAUUUUUUCUCCAAACUUUCAUAAACUGACGAAAAAGGAAAUAUCCUGAAGUAUUUCAUACUUUAUACUGUUUAUAACCGUAUAGUAUUUAAUAUUUUAAUCCUUAUGAAAAAAGCACUUUUCAAUAAAUAACUACACAUAAAAUAAGCACCACUACUAUUCUAUGUUAUUUGGAAUUGAAGUAACAGACUUUCCUCUAUAUUUUUAUUGAAAGAAUAAUUAAAGCAAGUUAUUAUUAAAUUCAAAUUUAUGUCGACCGCUCGAUAUCGAUUCACAAUUAUUUCAGUGAUAGAAACCUAGAAAAUAUAUUCAGAUUACCAUCCUUUUUGUAUAAAUUAAAUAAAUAUUUAUAAUAGUUUCUUCACAACGAUAAUUCCUAAAAGAUGACUUCAUUUUUUUGAGUAGAUAUAACAACUAUACGAGUAUAUUUUUCCAAUAUAAAUCUCACAUAUUAUACCUAUUAAUUUACUUUUUCAGUAGUAGAAAAAUAUGGAUAAAUGAAAAAUUCUACCAAGCAGUUUGUCAUUUGUCAUAUAUAAAUCAAUUGAAUCAUAUGAAAAUAUCCAAGUUCAAUUGUUAUGCGUGCAUUUCAUUGUUCAAUAAAAAUCUGAAAAGAGUUAGGUUUUGGUUCACAAAUUAUAUUGUUUAUUCACAAAGUAAAGCUAAAACAUUUGUUUGAAAAUAUGAUGCAAGAGACAAUUGUAUGUUAUAAGUAUAAAUAUGUACAAUAUUCGACAACGUAGAUGUAAAAUUGAAAAUGGAAAAUCGAUUGAAUGUGAGAGAGAUAUGGGUAUACAUAAUAUACACGUCGAGCUUUUCCUGCGUUGAAACGUGCGCGAGUGUUAGGCGGAAAAAUGCGAGAACCGUUCGAAUGCUCUUUUCUUUUCUUUUCUCUCGACUGCGAUGCGCGAGUGCAAGCGUCGAUAAAAUUUAUAAUAACGACACCAUUAAAAAAGGAGGAAAGAUUUAAAAAUGGUACGAUUGUUAAAAGUAUUGUAAAUAGUCAAAAGAGCGAAUAUUUCGAUCAUCUGUCACUGUCACCUUACACGAAAGAUUGUCAUAAACUUUCAUCCUGUAUCAAUUACGUGCACUAUUCAAUGAAACCAAAAAACUGAUACAACGGAUUAUUCUUUCUUCCCAGCUCCCUCUACAAUCCUGCCAUAUAUACCAUAUUUUAUACUUUAUUUUCAGAACGAAUUGUCGAAUUUUCCCCUCCGAAAAUACGAGUUGAAAUUUUCAAGAUUGAAUCAUCGCUGGGAAAUUCAAAAGGUACAAUAAAGUUCAACGACGCCGAAAGAUACAUUUUAUCGGAGUGAAGCUUGAUAGUUAUCGACUUCGACGACAGAUUUAUUGAAGCGAUCCAGUGAAUAUCGCGCCGUAACUCAGCUAGAAUAGAAGCGCGUC
Messenger RNA from Phymastichus coffea, 4823 nucleotides. RefSeq names its product suppressor of lurcher protein 1-like. Gene Ontology annotation, cellular component: plasma membrane. The transcript is spliced from 6 exons. The record is from RefSeq and is a predicted model, not a curated record. The coding region runs from base 132 to 1130 and encodes 332 amino acids. NCBI's taxonomy places the organism in Eukaryota, Metazoa, Arthropoda, Insecta, Hymenoptera, Eulophidae.